Molecule: messenger RNA, 1024 nt
Organism: Menidia menidia (Atlantic silverside)
Lineage: Eukaryota; Metazoa; Chordata; Actinopteri; Atheriniformes; Atherinopsidae
Source: the annotation of a GenBank genome assembly
UUUGAGGUAGAGCACCAGAAACAUUUGUGGUUUCCAGACGACCUGACGAGCAGCUGCACCUGCACUGCACUUUUCUCCACUUCUCUCCUUCUGGAACCUCUGACCACUCCGAAGCUGCUCGCGCUCUCUCUUGCUCUCUGCCAACCUUCUCGUCCUGCUUCUGUAGCUCUGGUGCCGCACUCCUGUCACAGCAUGCAGCUCCUGGUGGUGUUAGCGGCUCUCAUGGGGGUUCUGUUCAGUGUUAGAGCAGCUGCCGUGCUUCCUGUGGACGACAGGAGCCCCGUCCACGUGAACAGGGAGCUGAGCAAAGAGCGCAAGGAGCUGAUCCUUAAGCUGGUGUCCGGCUUGCUGGACGGAGCUCUCGACACCAACAUGCUGCCGGGGGAGGCUGCGCCCGUUGAUCUGGAGGAGCCGCUGGAGUCUCGCCUGGAGGAGAGGGCUGUGUACAACCGGCUAUCACUGCCCCAGCGCGACCGCAAAGCCCCUUGUAAAAACUUCUUCUGGAAAACUUUCACCUCCUGCUAACAGUACUGGAAAGCCCCCGGCUCUGCCCACCUCCCGUACCCCCUUCCCCCCCCCCCCCCCAGCUCUACAUGAACUGUAGUAGACCUCAGAUGUACAUAUCAUCCACACACGUGCAUCAUCGAUGGACUUCGCUGAGACAGUGCGUCUGUUUGAAUAUUAACUAUUUAUGUAUACAAUGUACGUAUUUAUGUAUCAGUUUCCUUCAGGGUCAACAAUAAAGCAUGGAUAUAAUAUUUGGGAUGGUAACAGUUAAAUGCUUUCACCAAUUGUUAAAAAACAACAACAACAGAACAGUCAUGUUUUCCACCUGCUUCAACAAUAUAAAUACAUAUUCAAAAUCAAUGCAAAAACUAUGGCUGUAUUUUUAUUUGUGUUUGUGACUUAGAUAUCUUGGAAACUGUGGGCGAAAAUUAAGGACUUUGUUGUGCGAAAAUAUAUUUAUAUCUAUGAAAAACUGAGAGCAGAUGAUAAAUGGCACGCCAAGAAGACACCAUUUUUC